AGAAUUUAUUUCUGAGUGAUUCUUUUGUUUCAUGCAAAAAUGCAUUGAAUGAGAUUAAUUUCAUCAAAAUUGGGGUAAGAGAGAACCAAAUGCAUUAAUGAUGGCAUGUGUAACAGAGAAUAGAUCUGGAGUAGAAUUACUACCAUGCAGCUUCAGAUUUCAUAAUUUUGUUGUCAAAGUCAGUGAUACUAAUAUUAAUUGCCAGAUAAUAAGAAUGAAAGAUUCUUUAUAUCUGUGGAUUGGAGAUUCUAUUAAUGGUAGCAUGGAAGACUUGUCUUUUGCUCUCACAUCAAGUUUUGAGAGACAGCCUAUUGCAACCAAAAUUAUAGGUUCUAUAGCAGAUGCUACAUCUACAAAUAUGGCUAAGAGAUUAAGCAUGAAGCUUGGAAAAGCAGUAUAUGUUAGUUUUAAUAUAACUCCAAACAAUAUAAUUUUACCUGGAAUUGAAAGAAGAAUUCAAGAAGAGUUCAAGGCACAUACAGAUCUCUAUUAAGUUUUCAACUUUGAUUAUUGAUUUAUGCCUGGUUUACAUCGUAAAAGAAUUGGUAUGCGUAUUAAAUGUGUUUCAUGCGUUUACAUCGCCAUUUGUAUCAUUUGAUACCCGUAUCAGUUUAGUACGAUACUCCUGCUUGAUACGCUCGUACAAAAAUAAUCCGAUAGCAUUUACAUCGUGCGUACUAAAUGUUUAGUACGAAUUUGAUACGAAUAUAGUACCUGAUACGCGUAUCAAGUGCACUAUGUAAACCAGGCCUAUGUUUAAAUGAUAGUAAAUGUAACAAAAAAAUAUCCGGAGUAGAGUUGCUACUAUACAGCUUCAAGUUUCAUAAUUUUGUUGUCAAAGUCAGUGAUACUAUAAUUUUAAUUGCUAAGUAAUAGAGAUGAAAAAGAUUCUUUGUAUCUGUGGAUUGGAGAUUCCGUUAAUGGUAUCAUAGGAGACAUUUUUAUGUAUCAAGGUGAUCAAAAUUGAUGUUUAAUAUUUGUCAA
Cyphomyrmex costatus is the source of this 984-nucleotide messenger RNA. RefSeq names its product proteasome assembly chaperone 4. The transcript is spliced from 2 exons. Lineage: Eukaryota; Metazoa; Arthropoda; Insecta; Hymenoptera; Formicidae. The record is from RefSeq and is a predicted model, not a curated record. The coding region runs from base 98 to 493 and encodes 131 amino acids. Gene Ontology annotation, biological process: proteasome assembly.